Molecule: messenger RNA, 2915 nt
Organism: Achroia grisella
Lineage: Eukaryota; Metazoa; Arthropoda; Insecta; Lepidoptera; Pyralidae
Product: limbic system-associated membrane protein-like
Exons: 4
Biological process (GO): synapse organization
Cellular component (GO): neuron projection membrane
Source: RefSeq, a predicted model, not a curated record
UAUUCGCAGGUAUCCUGGAUCCGUAAGCGUGAUUUACACAUCCUAACUGUGGGUGUGCAUACGUACAGCAGUGAUGCAAGGUUCGCUGCGCUCCACGCUGACGGAUCGGACGAAUGGACGCUUAGAGUGGCGCCCGCUCAACCUCGAGACUCGGGGGCUUACGAAUGUCAAGUUUCUACUGAGCCUAAGAUUAGUCUGUCUUUUCGUCUGACAGUUGUUGUCUCAAAAGCGGAAAUACUAUCUGGACCAGAGCUAUUCGUAAGGGCUGGCUCGGAUAUCAAUCUCACUUGCGUCGCGAAACACGCUCCCGAUCCUCCAAGCUUCAUCUAUUGGUACCGUGGAGAACAAGUAGUGAACUACGCACAACGAGGCGGCAUCAGCGUAGAAACUGAACAACGCACCCGCACUAGCCGACUGUUAAUAGCUCGAGCUGCUCCUCAUGAUUCCGGCAACUACACGUGUGCCCCCAGCAGUUCUGAAUCAGCAUCGGUAAUAGUUCACGUACUGAGCGGCGAGCGUCCCGCAGCCAUGCAAAGCUCUGGAUCUACGCCACAUCACCUGAACAGCGCCAUUCUCGCAACUGUUGCUGCCAUCAACAAUCGGCCCACCACCUGGCUACUACUUCUCUUACCGCUCUUUGGGCAUCACAUCUCAAUAAUAGCGAUAGUCAUCUCAAUCUUUUCUGCCAAUGUCUAUAUCCAUCUUACUGAAAUUAUAAACAAUUUAAGACUAGAAAAACAGUCUUUAAGAUGACCAAUUUCUAUGUGGUUACUUCUACGACUUCCAAAACGUUUUAAACUGCGGAAGAAAAUCCAUGUACAGAGUACAAUUGUAUAAUUUUUAUGUAACAUUAUUAAACAACUGUUUGUAUUGAUACAAACGAGUUUAAAAAACUGUUGAAUUUUGUUAGUGAUUUGUAUUUAAAAUACAACGAUAUUAUUAUUGUAUAUUUUCUAUGAGGUAAAUAAUAUGUUCAAAAGUAAUACGUCAAUUUUAUGGUCGACACUUCAAACAGUAUAAAACCCUUUUGUUAUUUUACCCUUUUAUGAAAGACGAAGUAAAAUAAUUUCGAUAAUAAACGGGCUCUAAGAAGAUUAGCGGGACGCGUUUACUUUACAAGGAGCGUUAUAAGAUUAUCCUUAGCUGAUUCUCCUUUGUUUUUCCAGCUAACUACGCCCGUCGUCUUAAUCCUGUGCCGAGAUUACUAGCGAAUCGAUUUCGUUAUUCCAAUCUGGAACGAACCAAGAUUGAAUGGAAGCAAGAAGCUUAUCUAUAUGUAAUGUAUCUAAGCCUUCAGUUGCUCUCUUUGCCACGUUAUUUGCCUUCGAUCUAGUUGGACAAACAAGCGUCGACAAUGUUCGUAUGCGAUGACGAUUCUCAUUCCGACAAUAAACUUUGUCGAUUCCUUUGAUCUCACUUCGCAUUUCGAAGAUAUCACUGCGAUGUAGUUCUUGAUAUAUUUUAAUACGACUAUUCAAGCAGUUUUUUUCAAGAGGAAUAAAUAAAUAUAACUAUAAUUAAUAAAUAAUACUCGUUUCAUUAAAGGUCCAACGUCGAUUGAAUUGAAAACUUAUUAGGCAAAUUCAAUGAAAAUAUAUUUCAGUUCGAUUUAUUAUUUUGACGAAUUACGGUAUUGUUGGUACAAAAAAAAUUAAUAAAAAAAUACAUUAAACUCGUUGAAUACGCUAUAAAUCAACAGAGAUUCGGUUACUCAUCGUUGCGGCAUGGAAUAUAAUAUUUAUAAAUGAUAAAAUAUUUAUUUAUUUGCACGGUUAUCUUUACAGGCAUAGACAGAAUGCAAUAUUGUAUCUAUAUUAAAACAUUAUUUGUCUUUUACAAAACACAUAUUAUAAAAAUAUUCUGCAUACAAACAUUAAUGCUAUCCUUCUACCUAAAAUACAUAGGCAGCAAGAAAAUCUUUUAAAAUAAUUCAAUUGUAAUUUUUUUUUAUAUUUAAAACUUAAAUUUAAAACGUGUUUUUAAAUCCUAUAAAAAUUGGUAUAAAUGAUACUUUUACGUUUCUAAAAGGUAACCUUUUCGUCAUUAAAAGUAGAGCGUAAUAUCUUGAAACUAUUGACUGUUUAUUUCGUAAGUACGUACUCGACUGCCUUUCCUUUACUAAGAGAUGCGAUUGUUAGUUUUCAAACGACCUCGUCAAUUGACAUACUCUUAUCAAUGUUCAAGAUGUCCGUUCUUUCUUUUCAGAGAAAAGAAAAUACUUUUAAGUCCAUACUUUUCUUCAGUAUAUGACUAAUUUAAUGAAAGUUCCAAUUCACUGCUUGAAUUUAGAUAUAUUAUUCGGUAUUAUUACGGUCUAUGAUCUUAUUUUUUAUGACUUGAUAAAUCUUAUUUAUAUGUUUAUACUUGCAUAGUUACUGAGUUAACACACAUAUACAUUAUACAUACAUUUAUUGGAAUUAGUAAAAAUUACUUAUACUGAAUUCUCUAGAUAAUAACAUGGUUCCAUUCCAGAUCAUUUCGUAGCAUAUCUGCCGGAUCAGUACUAAACGUUACUUUCAGUUACUUUUGUUUUUAUACCAUGUUUGUCCUUGUUUUCCUUACUUAUGUGGAAAGAGUGAGGACACAAACAAAUUUACGAGUUUCUAAGUAAACGGACAAGACAAAAGGGUAAGUAAGACAUAAGGUCACUUUAUCAAUGUUCUAUGUGUUUACAACUUUAUUUCUUUCAUUUGUAGACAAAUUUAUAUAACUGUGACUUGUCGUGGACAAGUAAAAAAUUGUAUUAUAACGUUAUUGAAAAAUUAUUUAGGUUAUAAUAUCAAUAUUAUAAAUAUAGGAUCUUUGAGAAUAAAUUAAUUGAGAUUUUUAAUACUAAGAGAAUUAGAUUCUUGUAAAUAUAAUUAUAGAAGUGUGUAAAUAUUAAUAGGUGUAAAUAAAAUUAUUUACUUUAUGUU